AUGAGCUUAAUUGGAUUCGAUUCCGAAGGUGUAGUAGCCAAAAAAAGAAGGGUUACGGUUCUAUUCCCAAAAGACGGGCAAGACAUACCUGAACGGGUAUUGAGAGAGGAUGGUACAUUGAUACUAGAUGGGCACUCAGGAGAGGUGCAAGACCGAGUGACGUUACAAAUAGAACGGUCUAACGGGACUGCAGCGAGUUCGCAGCAUUUUAGGGUCACGUGGAAAAGGAAUGCUGGCGUAGAUGUGACACCAUUGAAAGGGCAAUUAGCGCAAGGUUUUAAUGUAUUCGUGGAAAAGAAGCAGAACAACGAUAAUAUACGGUCUAGGUUCAUUGAUACUCCUUUGGGAAGCUUUUUCCAUAGCGGUAAGUUUGACAAUUCUGUGUUGGACGAAUUUUUGCCUAAAUCAUUUAAUAACUUGUUGUUCAACUACUCUUCAUCGCAUGAUAUUGACUUGUAUGUGAAGGAUAAUACUGUUGAGGUCAAUAUAUAUCAUAAUCUUUCGGAAACUGAACAUUUGAAUGUUGAUGACUCUGAGUCAGGGAUUGUAAAGACGGAAGCUGGCUUCUUCCACGUUGACACACAAGACGAUGUUGAUAUUAGUUUGUCCGGUUUGAGAUGUACCUUUGAAAUGGGUUCAGGUAAAUUGAACAAGUGCCAAAAAACUUUGCUAUUCUACAAACCCAUCCAUUUAGAUAAAUCUUCUAACGUCAAUGUUACUAUAAACGUUUUAGAGCCCAUCAAUUUGCAUCCUGUUAUUCAAAUAGAUUUAUCUUCAUUUCGUCCUAUUCACAACUGUGAAUACUACGCAUAUCUUAACCUACCAAAACAACUCUUUGUCGAUAAAUUCCAAUCUUCUCCUGUUUUUCUGUUUGGGGAACAAGAUUUGGAACUGCCCGAAUACAAAUUAUCUGGCUAUGGCUCUACCAGCCUUUUUACGUUGAAGCCUGGUGAAUUGAAUGAUAUUCCUUUGCAUUCAAGAUAUAUUAAACCUGAAGCUGAUGCUUCUGAGUAUUUUGUUGCUUCAUUUGCACCACAUGUAUUUUAUGCGUGUGACGGAAAUCAAGGCUUAGAAAAGGGAAAUCCAUUUUACCAAAACGAUUUGAGAUAUGAUAGCUUUUUCACGCCAGAUACUAAAUUUUAUCACUUGAAUUCUACAUCUUUAGCAGUAUCGAUACCAAAACUGAAUUCUGACAAUAAUUUAAGUAUACAUAUCAUUACGUUGAGCGUUGUGGUAUUGUCGUUUCUCUAUCUUAUUCGCAGAUUGUUUAAAUAG
Messenger RNA from Kluyveromyces marxianus DMKU3-1042, 1275 nucleotides. RefSeq names its product Pbn1p (gene PBN1). Gene Ontology annotation, biological process: protein processing; GPI anchor biosynthetic process. Bases 1 to 1275 code for a protein of 424 amino acids. The transcript has a single exon. NCBI's taxonomy places the organism in Eukaryota, Fungi, Ascomycota, Saccharomycetes, Saccharomycetales, Saccharomycetaceae. Gene Ontology annotation, cellular component: glycosylphosphatidylinositol-mannosyltransferase I complex; endoplasmic reticulum membrane. The record is from RefSeq and is a predicted model, not a curated record. Gene Ontology annotation, molecular function: mannosyltransferase activity.